GCAUACAACCUACGCAUCGUACCAAUAUGUUAACUCGAUGGGAAUUGUAACUUGGCUCAUAUAGCGUGGGUCGCUACAGUAUAUUACUUAUAAUUACCUAAGCCAAUUAGAAGUUAGGGUAGUUCAACUAGGCUAUUUGUUUUGGAUUUAUCUGAUUCAUCUGUCUGUAACCGCAUGCAUUCCAAACGGCUGUUGUCUAUGACGUCCGUAAGCAGGUUUGAGAACCUGUCUGAAUUGAAUCCAAAUGGUAACACAUUGAUACUCAAUAUUUUGGCGAAUAUACAAGUGUUAGGACGACAUGUCAUGUCGUCGUGUAUGUCAACCGAAGACUUGAUUUAGUAUAGUAUCAAGAACUUUGUGCUGAUGGAGACAAUAGUAAAUAGUUCAUUUAAUGCGGGAGAGACCAUCCACAGCACUGAAAGGUGAUUCUGUGAAACGAUCGAGGCGCAAACGUCUUGGUUUUGCUCAUAAUGUAACACAGUCCAGGAAAUAGGCUAUACUUAGGAGUUAAAGAAGCAAUUUGAGGCUUUGCUUAUCGUCAUUGCUCGAGAGGAAUCAAGCUCAUAGUGCAUUGAAUGCUUGGAGACCGAUGACUAUCCCGAUGUCACAGUGGUUUCGACUCACUCAAUCAUAUGCACUUCAACAUACAGCGCAUGCUUUCACCUUUGCUUUCGCCUAUUCUUUGGGAGUGCUUCCAGGAUAUUUUUUUUGAUCACACACUUGCACACAGGGACUGUUGUAGUGAGACUGAUUUUGGAAUGCUGAAUCUGAGAUUGAAUGAGGAGUUUCAAUGGAAGAUUUGAUUGGGGGAUUUCGAGACUGCCUGGGUGAGGACCAGCACAGGCUGUGCAGAGAGCUCACAGAGAGUGAUGCAACCUGGAAGCUGCUGAUGUGCUGAAAAAUAAAGCCAAAGAAAAGCCAGCCAGUGAACUGAACAGGAGAGGGGACAUGGAGUAACAGUGUCUGACUAUACACAGCCGCAGACAGAUAGAGCUUGUUAAUGUGUUGCCAUAUACCAUGACGGAUUCUGUCUGACACAGUGUAAGGUACCCAGAGAUGUACGAUUCCAGAUAGCGCUGUGUAAGCUAUUUCACAAAGGGCCCUAUAGCAGGUGCAGAGACAUCGACAGUGUUGGAUUCACUGACUGUCAGUGCAUGGAUGAAGACUGAUAGAUGGCAUUGGAUUCAUUAAGAAAAGAGUGUUAGAUGAACGCGGCCUAAAUAGCACUGGAUGCACCCUUACAGUUGGCAGUGGAUGAGCACGGACAGAUAGCAUUGGGAUUGGCUGAUACAGACGGAGAACGCUAGAGCUAGAUGAGCUACUGCAGAUAGCAGUGUAGAUCCACUGUUAGCGAGCUAGCGCAGGCAGGGAGUUGGAGUGGGAGGCAUAGCACCAUGAACCCCAGAGAGAGCGGAGGAGGAGGAGUGGAGGCCAUGGAGACCCAGGCGGGAGGGCUGGCGUUGGGGGAGGAGGGUGGCAAGGCCAGCCAUGGAGGAGAUGGAGAAGAGGGGGAAGAAGACAAGGCCUCAGCCUACGACUGCAACGUGUGUGGCCGCAGCUUCCCCUUCCAGAGCUCUCUGUCGCAGCACAUGCGGCGCCACACAGGCGCACGCCCCUACAAGUGUCCCUACUGCGACCACCGCGCCUCCCAGAAGGGCAACCUCAAGGUCCACAUCCGCAGCCACAAGCUGCGCACACUCACUAGCCACCACCCCGAGGAGGAGGAGGAGGGGCCAGAGGAGGAAGAGGAGGGGUCAGGUGAAGUGGGUGUGUCAGAGGGCCUGGACGGUGGAACCAGUCCGACAAAGAGCAGCUCGGCCUGUAACAGGGUCGUCAACGGAGACGCUAACACAGAAGAGGGCAUAGGGAAGACGGCGGUGAGGAGCGUCAAAAGGGAGAAGUCGAGCUCUGAGCAGCGGCCAUAUUGCUGCCGUCUGUGCGGGUACCAGACCCAGCGCGAGGACCAACUCCUCAGUCACAUAGAGAAGGUCCACAUCACAGCCGACAUGGAGGACGAGACUAACCCAGUGAGUCAGGAGGCAGUGGCAACGGAGGGAGAAGCAGGGACUCAGGUCACUGAUGGGGCCUUCCCCUGUGAGACGUGUGGCCAGGUGUUCACACAGGCCUGGUUCCUAAAGUCCCACAUGAAGAAACACGCAGGCCUCCUUGAGCACUGUUGUCGGGUGUGCGGCCGCCGCUUCAGGGAAGCCUGGUUCCUCAAGAGCCACAUGAAGACCCACACUGGCUCCAAGGCCUCCGGCCGGGGGAAACUCAAGGCAGACUCCCAAGAGGCCGCAGCCACCAUCAAUGACGUGGCCCAAGACCCAGAGACCAAUGUGACCUCCACAAGCCUUUACCAGGUUUGCUCCAAGUGUGGCAACCUGUUCCAUGACAGAGAGAGCCUGAGGGCCCACGAGAAGGUCCACAACCAGGCUAAGCAGCCGACACAGGGCCAGAGACGACCUAGUGAUGACGGGGACUCUCCCAGUGCCAAAAGGCGCCUCCUGGACUACCUCAGCCUCCACCCAGCUGCCGAAGAAAAGCCCCAGGAAGAGAAGAGGCGCUUGGGCCAGAGAAUCCCCGAGCUGGACCCAGUUUGUAGCUACCAGGCCUGGCAGCUGGCUACUCGGGGAAGGGUUCUGGAGCCUGUGGAGGCAUACAGUAUAAAGGCUACGGCAGGUGGAGAAGGGGAUGAGGUCCUGGCUGGAGGGACCGUGGUGUACGAGAAGGAGAGCAGCCGCUACAUCCUGGAGGGCCAGCAGAGGGAGAGACGCUCAGGGAGACGCAGCAGCACCAGCGGGGGAGGGGGUAGUAGCCACUACACCUCCCCAGGGGAGCACACCCCCGAGAGCCUGAGCGACUCGGAGUACCGUCCCUCCUCCCGCCAGGGCCGACGUCCCUCGUCCUUCCAGCAGAGCCAGGCCAAGUCCACCGAGUGCUUUGAGUGCGGAAAGGUGUUCCGCAGCCACCACCAGAUGAUUGUGCACCAGCGGGUCCACCAGAGGCGAGACGGGGGCAGGGGUUCCGGGUCCGGAGGGGACAACAGGGCAGGGCAAGGAGUGGACCGCUGGGGAUCCACCAGUGACCCCGAAUCAGGCUCCCCCAGCAGGCCCAGCACCCCAGGGUACGGGAACUCACCACCAGCCUCCACCCCGGGAGAGGACGCCCCUGAGAUGGGCACCGCCAAUGCAGUCCAACUGGCAGAUGAGAAGCCUUACGUCUGCAGCCUGUGUGACUUUGUCAGCACAGAGUCCUCUGCCUUCCUGUCCCACCUACGUCUCCAGCACACUUGUGACGGCCGAACCAUUCCCAACCCCAGCUCCAGCUCUGAGAGAGGCACCCCCAGUAGCUUCCCCAAGCUGAAGAGAGCCCUCCUCGACGGGCUUGCUCAAUCCUCUGCCCCCCACCCUUACCUCUCUGCCCGGCCGUCUAGAGACAAAUGCACCGCCGAGAGCAGUUCACCCACUGACCCUCACCAUGUUGCUCCUCUGGACCUGUGUGUGAGAGCCGAGGGCCACAGGGGCCCAGCCUCCUCAGCCCUUCAGCAGAAGGGCCUGCCCAGUCAUAAGUGCUCCUACUGCUCCCACUCCACCCACUACCUGGAGGUGCUGUGGAUGCACCAGACUGUCGCCCAUCGCAUCAACAGCAGCGCCCUGGCCCCCAAAUGGGCCCUCCUGAAGAAUGGCUUCAAGGGCCCCCGAGAGGGCUCGUCCUCCAGGAGACGCACGGGCCCUCCUCCCGCUCUGGAUGGGAGGGAGUGUCCCCCGUUGCCCCCUGUGGUGCGCACCCACCGCACACGCCCCCCAUCGUUGGAUUUGGGCCAGAAGAAAGACGGCAGUGACAGGGCAGCCACUCAACCCAGCACCUCUUCCUCCUCCACACAAGGGUCCUCCUCCUCUGCCUCAGGCUCCCAGAGUAUGCGGCCUCCCAGGGCAGGCAGCAGACAGAGAGGCGAGGCUGUACCGGAUCAGGGCCAGCUCUCUCGCUCCAACUCCAGGCCCAGGGUGGAAAUCUACCCACGGGGAGGCUCCUCGACCAGCUCCCUGGAGAAGAGCACUGCGGCCGGGGCUCCCCAGCGACCCUCAGCCCCUAGCCCUAGUGUUGGAGGAACCACCAGGCUGGUGGAUAGGUACAUGUUGCCUCAGGAAGGCCUUGGAUUCAUGCUGUCCAGCAAACAUGGCCUGGCAGAGUACAGCAGAGCCAGGAGCUCGCCCCAGCCCAAGUCCAGCAGCUCCCAGUCCCACACCCAGUCUCACCCCCAGUCCCAGGGCAGACCCCGGGCAGAGCGCCCAGCCCACAACACCACCACGGCAGGCCAGGGCUAUGGAGCUUCCCACUCCCAGACACUUGGGAGCGCCGUCCAGGGAUCUUCCACCUCUUCCUCCUACUCCUCCUCAGCCCAGCAUGCGGAGGUGAAACAGGAGGAGGCACGGGGGGUGGAGACACCAGAGCUGCCCAUGGACAUCUUGAGCUUCCUGAAGAACUGCAACUCCAAUGACCUGGCGACACUAUACCACCGCUGGGGUGCCGCCAACCCCCUACUGGACCCCACAGGGAUGCUGAGGUCUCUGGUUCGACAAGGGGAAUACGGCUGCCAAGAGUGUGGGAAGAGCUUCAGUCAGCCCAGUCACCUCCGCACACACAUGAGAUCCCACACAGUCGUGUUUGAUUAUAACGGACUCCGAGGUGCUGACGCUCAAACCAACCCCUCGGAAGCUCCCAAACAAGGGAGAGACCGUUCCGGUGCCGCCUCUGCCCGUACCGAGCCUCUCAGAAAGGGAACCUAAAGACCCAUGUUCAGAGUGUCCACCACGUGCAUUUCGACAACGCCCAGUACCCUGAUUACAGACCACCGGGACUGGGCCGUGAGCAGGAGGAGGAGCAGGGGGACUGGUUCUCACCCACCACCACCAACCCACCCCGACCUAAUAACAGACCCACCAACGUGACAUCCCCAGGGCCUAAGAUAGAGAUAGAGACUCCAUCCAUAUUCCCAGCCCCUCCCCAAAGACAGCAGAGAGACCUGAGAGAUGUGUCAGAGACACCACCUGACAGAGUGACAUCAGAAUGAGCUCACCCCUAUUGCCCUUUUAGAUGAAAUAUUACCAGGACUAUUUGAAAUGUGUUUAAAAACAAGAAAUAAAAGGAUUUCUUGGAAAGAGAAGAAAAAUUGGACACUGUGCAACCAAAUGCUGUUUUUUUCCUCUGUGGACCCAUGGGCAAGGAUGGCAUGGUGGCAUAGCGACAUCCCUAUAGCUUUCUGUUUUCCUAUUUUUCCCCAUUUGAUUUAGAUUGUGAUGAAAUGGUUUUGUGCAUUCCUCAGGACACUGAUCCCUUAAUAACACACGGCAGAAUGGAGCAGCCAUGCUGAACUGAACUCACUUAGCUAACCCUUUGAUUGCAGCUAACUUGACAAGCUUAAGACGGUGUGUGUGUGUGUGUGUGUGUGUGUGUGUGUGUGUGUGUGUGUGUGUUCUAUCCUCUCGAGCACCACAAUGAUGAGUCCAGUAUGAGUGGUUGUAGUGAGGUGACCACUACACGAUCUGACUCCGAGGCUGUUUGGCCGGUCAUUAAAGAGAGAGAACGAGAGAGAGAGAGAGAGAGAGUGAGAGAGGGCUAAUGACAGUGUGAGAGGAGGUGCCUGCUUUACUGCUCAUUAAAAAGAGUCUGCGCUUUUAAUGGGGGGUAUAAACGAGCGUGCGGUUUUAACGGUCAUUCAAUUAUUGGGAGGAGAAGAAGAGGCCAUUUUCUGAUCCCUCUGAUCCGAGCGUAGUCCUCCUCCCACACCCACACCUCCAACCUCAAAUUAGACCCACUUACUGAAACCUCUUAGCAGGAAUAAAGUGGUCGGACUGUUUGGUUCAAGUUGCCCUUACUCUCUUUUCUACUUGAAUAAGAGUACCCUCCUAAAAGCUAGUCCUCUCAACAGUGGCUUUUUUGGGGGGGGGGAGGUUGAGAGGUCAGGCGACUAGAGACAGUGUUUUGUUUCUGAUGGCUGCGGAGCCGUCGCAGGGUUGGCGUGCGUGUGCUGCUUGUGUGUGUGUGUGUGUGUGUGUGCGUGUGUGUGUUUUGCCCCUCCUUGGUUACCUCUGCGUAUUAGACUCCCUUUAGACGCUUUGCAUACUACCUCCUUUGCAAUAAAAGCUUGUUUUGGUUUUUGUACGGCCAGGUAUGAAGUGAGGACCAAAGCCAUGCUUGUAUACUGUAUAUACGAUAUAAGUAGAGGCUUCACUGUAACCAUAUGUGUAAUGUUUUUCUCAAAGUUGCAUUCACCCUCAUAAAACGCCUCCUGGAUUCAUAGCCAUGCCUAUGACUAUUGGAUUACCUGUUCGUUAGGGCAGACACCAAAAAAACAUUUUGCAACGGAAAACAAAAAUGAGCAUUUCCGAUUGGACAAAUCCACUGUUUCAGUCCACUUUCUUCCGUUGGGUGCCUAAUGAACACAACCCAGGUGAGGUGAAGCUCUAAUAAGUUAGCAGUUCUUGUUUUGGUGCAUGGAUGUCAACACGUUCGUUCAGACAAGCAGACUAUUGGUCAGACAGUCUUUUUGAGCAAACGUUGUAUACACGCAAGGCCACAUGCACUGUACAAGACACCGCAAAUGUCAAAGUGUGAGACAGAUAGAAGUGAAUAAUUAUCAGCUGUUUAGAUUUAAAACAAAAAAAAUUGGGGGGGGAUUCAAAGAUAUGGAAUUAUUGUCAUGGGAUAUAAUACUGUCUACUUUGAGACCUCGGUAGUAGUUUUUACAUGAACACAAGAUGAAACGAUUUCUGUGUCAGUUACUUUGUAUGGUUGGUUGAAUACGUAUACAACAGUGUGUUUGCGUAUACCUACACAUACUGUAUGUGUAUAUUAAACAUGAGGAUAGUCAAAUACUUGAAACGGAUAAUAUAGCCUAUCAAGUAGUGUCCUUAAUAAAUUAGUGCCCUUAAAUACUGUUGUACAGAAUGACCCUUUAAGAUGAACUCCUAAAAUACACAUUUGUACCCUUUAAGAUGAACUCCUAAAAUACACAUUUGUACUCCUAAGUGUGACUAAGCAGAUAUGAACAGACCACGCGGGAGUGAGAGAGUGAGUAUUUGAGCGUGUGUGUAUGUAGGUGUGUGUGUGUGUAUUUUUAAUCUUACCAAACCCGUUACAGCGUUAGAUACCAAAUGGCAUUUCCGGUGCACUUAGACUAGGUUACUGCUUUAACCCGUUUAACUGUCUUCAUUUCAUUCAGUCUUUGAUUGGUAAAGGUGGUCCAGUUCAAUGUCACCUCUGGUUUUUAAUCAUUAUUUUUCUAUUAUUAUAGAUAUCCAUGAUUUAUUUAAUAUCAUUUGCUAUGUGUUUUUUUUUUUAGGCGUUUGGUUUGUAUUACACUGCUUAGUUCAGUUUUCGAAUGGAAAAUGAUAGGCGCAUAAAUCUUUUUCAUAAAGAGUGUGUUUUUAGUCUCUCUCUCUUUGCUAAAAAGUAGGACUUCUUCAGUUGAUAGCCAUGGUUACCAUCCCAAAGAACGUGGUGGAAGUCAUUAUUUCUAUUUGGUUGGGGUUUUAACAAUGCCUCCAAGUUGUGUGUGUGUGUGUGUGUGUGUGUGUGUGUGUUGGCUUUUUAUUUGUAAUUAACUACAUUGUAAUUUUUCCGUAGAUGACAUUAUUUGGAAUGUAUUUGGUUGACAUCUGUAUUUAUUAGUUACAAUGAUCAGAGCAGAAGCAGACAGGAGUUGUUUUUAUACUUGGUUUUCACUGUCCCCGAUGUGAAAGCUCUACCUCGUCUGAGACCUUCUCAGUUCUGUUAAAGUUUUGUACAUCGUUGCAGAAAAUGUAAAGUCAUCAUGUCCACAUUAAAUACACAAAUAUGGCACCGUUCAACCGGUUUCAUCAGUCUCCCUUGCUUGCAUGUGAUAGAAUGAGCAGCAUCCUGUUUGGAUCUGCAGAUGAAAUACUCUAGGCUCCUGAUGCAGUAGGGGAGAGUGGGGUAAGUUGUGCAAUUUUUUUUUUUACAUUCAGGAUCACUCCGUCAAAGGAAAUAUAGUAUUCUUUCUAACAAAAAUAUCUACAUAUAUUUCAGGAUGUUGUGUAUCUCUGGAAAUAAUCAGAAUUCAUGUUACCGUUACAGUUUUGAAAACAUAGCUUGAACAAUAAAGUGGUCUCUUGGCACAGUUUACUUAAAUUAAGGUACCUAUACAUUUUUUUUGACUGAAUUAAAUAUUCCCACUACCUUAAA
Molecule: messenger RNA, 8205 nt
Organism: Salmo salar (Atlantic salmon)
Lineage: Eukaryota; Metazoa; Chordata; Actinopteri; Salmoniformes; Salmonidae
Product: zinc finger protein 516
Biological process (GO): regulation of DNA-templated transcription
Cellular component (GO): nucleus
Molecular function (GO): DNA-binding transcription factor activity, RNA polymerase II-specific; RNA polymerase II cis-regulatory region sequence-specific DNA binding
Source: RefSeq, a predicted model, not a curated record